CCUUAAGGUACAGUAAGGCAACAGCCUGGACUAUGUCUGGUCAGUCCAUCAGCCCUGGACAAGAAGGGAAUAUGGUCAGAUCACUGCAUUCUCCAGAACGUCCUCACCUCCUACCCUUCGGGACUGGGGUGGUCCAGGACUCGGGCUCCCAGUUCUACAAACCUGGUUACAAUGCCAUCCCCACACAGUAUCUGUUCCCCUUCCCACACCUGAAAGGGGAAUACGGAGGCCAUUCGGAGGCUCAGCUGGGAGACUCGCCUGGAGUCUCUCAUUGGUAUCCCUUCUCUGCUGUAGACCCUGCCUCACACCAUGGAGCUGGUAGCGGUGCACACCGCCACGAUUCUCAACUGGGUGGUCAUGGAGGACUAUUGGCCAAAUCCGAGAUCAAGACCGAGAAGGAAAGCAAAGACUACUGUGGAGAAGCCAAGUACUCCUCUCCGGUUGGCCCUGGACCUCACUACAACCACCGUUGGAACCCAUCUUUCUGGCAGCCAGGCCUGACCCCUUGUCCCCCCAGCUCCACCUCCCCCACUCCCCAGCUGCCCAGCCAGACCUACCCGGGCUUCGGGGUCUUCCCCUCGCCCCCCCAAGUGCACCCAAACCCCUCACUGCCCACCCACAGCGGCCACCCAUCCCAGUCCAACACCGGCUCCACCGGCACAGCGAGUGAGGAAGGACAUUCGAGCGACAGCGAAGAGGAGUAUCGCACCAAAGGAAAAAUGGAAGAGUUCGCCAAGGAGUUGAAGCGCAAACGAAUCACACUGGGCUUCACUCAAGCUGACGUAGGGAUAGCUUUGGGGAACCUCUAUGGAAAGAUGUUCAGUCAAACCACAAUCUGUCGGUUCGAAGCCUUGCAGCUGAGUUUUAAGAACAUGUGCAAAUUGAAACCCAUCCUGGAGCGCUGGCUGAACGAUGCACAAAACCACGAUGGCGUGCACGAGAUUUGUGUGACGGAGCAAGUCACGGACCAAUCCAGGAAACGCAAAAGGAGAACCAGCAUUGAAAACAGUGUGAAGGGGAACCUGGAGACCUGCUUCAUGAAAUGCCCCAGACCAACGAGUGAGGAGAUCACCCAGAUUGCUGAAGAUCUUAACUUAGAAAAAGAUGUUAUUAGGGUUUGGUUUUCCAAUCGAAGACAGAAGGGGAAAAGGAUGACAAUCCCUUGUACAGAAGAAGGUGUAGAAAGCCAAGAAGGAAGCCCACUAUACAUGCCACCCAACACCCUGAUACUACCAGACCCUAUGGUAACCCAAGGAUACAAUGGAACAGCAGUUACACCAACUCCUCUCUACAUGUCUCCCUUCCCUCAAGGUUUGCAUCCUGCUGUCUCCAUGGGCAAUCACCCCAGUUAG
This is a messenger RNA of Callorhinchus milii (elephant shark), 1352 nucleotides long. RefSeq names its product POU domain, class 5, transcription factor 3-like. The record is from RefSeq and is a predicted model, not a curated record. Gene Ontology annotation, molecular function: DNA-binding transcription factor activity, RNA polymerase II-specific; RNA polymerase II cis-regulatory region sequence-specific DNA binding. The coding region runs from base 33 to 1352 and encodes 439 amino acids. Lineage: Eukaryota; Metazoa; Chordata; Chondrichthyes; Chimaeriformes; Callorhinchidae. Gene Ontology annotation, biological process: regulation of transcription by RNA polymerase II. The transcript is spliced from 6 exons.